This is a messenger RNA of Argentina anserina (silverweed cinquefoil), 852 nucleotides long. RefSeq lists its product as uncharacterized. The record is from RefSeq and is a predicted model, not a curated record. Lineage: Eukaryota; Viridiplantae; Streptophyta; Magnoliopsida; Rosales; Rosaceae. Bases 28 to 756 code for a protein of 242 amino acids. The transcript has a single exon.
UUAAGCUAUCUACCAACUCUAAAAGCCAUGAAAUACAAUGAGAUAUCCCACUUCAGCCACCUUCAACAUAAACUCAAGUUUGAGUACACAGAAAUCCCAUUCAAAUGCGAUGGCUGCAAGGAAGUAGGCAUAGGCUCACGCUACAAGUGCGCGACAUGCGACUUCGAUCUCCACAUGCACUGCGCCAUACCAACUCCUUCGAUCUUCCACCCGUUCUACACCAAGUGCUCCUACCAGUUCCUCUCUCGAGUACCUGGGGACUCCCCGCGCUAUUGCAACGCCUGUGAGAAGGACAUAACUGGGUUCGUGUACCACUGCAAGUCCUGUGGAUUUGACCUCCACCCGUGUUGCGCGAAGCUCCCCAUGGUGCUGGACGACGGGGAGGUCAAGCUCUACCUGUAUCGGAAAGUGAGCAGCUCCUGCCACAGGUGCGGCCGGAAGGGGAGGAGCUGGAGUUACAGGUCGAAAUGCAAGAAGUACAAUUUGCAUGUGGCGUGUGUGAAGGAAAUGCUUGUGGAAACUUGGCAUGAGUUUUUGAGGUCGCAUGGGAAAAGUAGCACUAGUAGGAAGCUGGAGAUGACUAGAAUUCCUAGCCUGAGGAAUAUGCUUCAGAGCCAUCACCGUAAGAGUAGAGGUAAAGUGAAGAAGUGUUGUGAGAUGGCAGGGUUGGCCGUGCAGUUUGUAAUAUCGGCGGUGUUGGGUGAUCCGACGACGCUGAUUGCUGGGGUUAUUGGGUCACUUAUGUCACGAGGGUGAUGUGAAUUUGUGCGAACGUAGGAGGCAUUUGGUGGGGUGGUACAGUGGUACAUGGUGGAUGAAUUUGUAAGAAGUUAAAUAGAAGAUGGAUAGGAG